This is a messenger RNA of Nothoprocta perdicaria, 2046 nucleotides long. RefSeq names its product centrosomal protein 57 like 1 (gene CEP57L1). Gene Ontology annotation, cellular component: centrosome. NCBI's taxonomy places the organism in Eukaryota, Metazoa, Chordata, Aves, Tinamiformes, Tinamidae. Gene Ontology annotation, molecular function: gamma-tubulin binding; identical protein binding; microtubule binding. The transcript is spliced from 12 exons. The record is from RefSeq and is a predicted model, not a curated record. The coding region runs from base 237 to 1667 and encodes 476 amino acids.
ACCACUCUGUACCCAAAGCCAUUUACCUAGGAGAGAGGGCUUCUGGUCUCUGGCAACUAUUCCCAACAGGAACAAAAAGAACAAUGCUGUGGCCGGCAUCCGUGUGAAAUGAAGUCACAGAGCAGAGGAACUACAGGGGCUCCUCAUUCGUGCUUUCAAAGAGCAGACUUGGGCAGUCGCCACCGGGAAAGGACUCCGAAUCCUGAGGAUCAGGGGCCGAGCAGCAGAGAAAGACUAUGGAUUCUGAAUCAAAGUGCAGGUUCAUAGGAAGCUCUCUUCAGCCGUCGGAUAAAAUGCAUCCUGCAACCUUUGCUUCUAAAGAACCCGAGGAGGUGGCAGCUGUUGCUGGUGACGGGCUAUCACCUCUCCCCAGCAACCAAGCUGUGGUGUCGGCCCUGAAAACCCUCCAAGAGAAGAUCCGCCGCCUGGAGCUGGAGCGGUCGCAGGCUGAAGAGAACCUGUGCAGCCUCUCCGCAGAGGCAGCUCGGUAUAAGAAGGCCCUCGAGCAGGAAUGCUACAAAAAGGACAUCUCACAUCAAGACCUGAUGCAACAGAGGAAAGAUAUAAGUGUGCAGUUAAAUGCAGCACAAUCCCGCUGCUCCCUGCUGGAGAAACAGCUGGAUUACAUGAAGCAAAUGGUUUCCAGUGCAGAGAUGGAGAGAAAAAUGGUUUUAGAACAGCAGACUCAGCUUCAGAAGGAGAAAAAUCAGAGCCGGGUGGAGUUGCAUGCGAAACUUGAAAAGCUUGACGUGCUAGAAAAGCARUGUCUCAAACUUACUGCUACUCAGAGGAUUGCAGAAGACAAGAUCAAACACUUAGAAGAAAAGCUUUGUAAAGAGGAACAUCAGCGCAAGCUAAUACAAGACAAAGCUGCUCAGCUUCAAACUGGGUUUGAGAUAAAUAGAAUUUUGUUGUCUUCGGUUUCAUCUCAAAAUGAACCCCAAAACAAAAUUAGAAAGAAGAAGAACACUAAGAAGAAAAAUCCUGCUGUGAAGAAAAUGUGCCUUCCACAAUUUCACGUUAGGGCUGGUGUGCUACCUUUUGUGGCUGGGAAGUCUGCCAGCUCCAGCCACUCUGUCAGUGCAAACGUACAAAGUGUGCUGCAUAUUAUGAAGCAUCGCAACCCUCGUUGCUCAUCACGAGGCCAGGAGGGAGCUGCAAGUGGAAGUUCAAGACAAACUGUUGCUUCAAAGUCUGUAUCUUCUUGUUCCACGUCGUCUGCUGUCACCAGGAAUCUUUCUGACAUUCUGUUGGCCAUAGAAGAUGAGCUGGGCCAAAUGAGCUUGGAACAUCUAGAACUCUCAAAGCAGAUACAGGAAACUCACAACUCUGAAGUUCGUGAAGACCUAGAACAGCAGCUGGAUUGCCUUGUGAAAAAAAUGGAGAUCAAAGGCGAGCAAAUAUCCAAACUGAAAAAGCAUCAGGCUAGUGUAAGAAAAAAUCUCCAGAAAAUAAAGCAGAAAACGCAAAAAUUGAAGCAAGAGGCAGCACACGUCAAACUAAAAUGUGGUGACCAAAAGGAAACAAAGGAAAGUCAAGUUGCUAAAGGGGAAAGUAAGCCUAAGGCUUGUCCUGGACAGAAAAGCAAAAGCUCUCUCCGGCUCUUAAAAAAUGUGCAGAAACUUCAGUCUACACUGAAAAGAGAUGAUAUCAKGUGGGAGCAAUAAUUGUAAAACCUUCCACGUUAAAAGCCUUUGAAGUUGCCUAGAAGCUAGUCAGUUUUGAAUUUCAUUAAGUGGCUUUUAAAAAUAAAAUAGAUAUAGCAUUUUGCAUUUGAAGCUGCCUYGAUGCUAGUAGGUCUGUUUGUUCACCUCAGAAUCAACUCUCAUGUAGCCUGACUCUAGUUCCACUACACUGACUUAUAAUAAAGCAUUUUUAAUGUAUUUAUGAAGUGCAUACUUAUUACUGUGUCAAAUAAAGCUUGGUACCUAUUUUACACUUAAAAUGUUAUUUUAACAAUCUGUGAAUUUACCUCUGUACCCCCAAGACUUUUCCAGUGCAACCUCAACCAGUGCUCCCAUUCCAAUAAAAGGGAUGGGAUUUUUU